This is a messenger RNA of Symphalangus syndactylus (siamang), 3727 nucleotides long. It is a transcript of the gene DDI2, whose product is annotated as DDI proteasomal shuttling factor 2. Gene Ontology annotation, molecular function: aspartic-type endopeptidase activity; protein binding. The record is from RefSeq and is a predicted model, not a curated record. Gene Ontology annotation, biological process: proteolysis. Lineage: Eukaryota; Metazoa; Chordata; Mammalia; Primates; Hylobatidae.
ACGGCAGCCGCGUUGCGGCGGGGCGGGGCGCCGGGCGGCCGGUGCGCUUGGCGGCAGCCGUGGGAGGCAGGCCGGCAGGCAGACGGACUUGCAGGCGGGUGGCGGCGGCCGUGCUUGCUAGUGAGGGCGGGAGGGAGUGACUCACUGAGCUUGUGUGAGGGAGGGAGCGAGCGAGCGAGCAGCCCGCGCCGUCCUCCCGCAGCACCAGCCAGGCCACGCCGCCGCCUCUUCCCCUGCGCCCCGCGCCCAGGCCGGGCCGAGCCGAGCUGGGUCGGGCCCGGGCCAUGCUGCUCACCGUGUACUGUGUGCGGAGGGACCUCUCCGAGGUGACCUUUUCCCUCCAGGUCGACGCCGACUUCGAGCUGCACAACUUCCGCGCGCUGUGCGAGCUCGAGUCUGGCAUCCCCGCAGCCGAGAGCCAGAUCGUCUAUGCUGAAAGACCUCUCACAGACAACCACAGAUCAUUGGCUUCUUAUGGCUUGAAAGAUGGGGAUGUUGUGAUUUUACGACAGAAGGAGAAUGCAGACCCUCGACCUCCAGUGCAGUUCCCAAACUUACCCCGAAUAGAUUUCAGUAGUAUAGCUGUGCCUGGCACAUCAAGUCCCCGGCAGCGCCAGCCACCAGGAACACAGCAGUCCCACUCAUCUCCUGGAGAAAUAACUUCAUCUCCUCAGGGCUUGGACAAUCCAGCCUUGCUCCGAGAUAUGUUGCUGGCCAACCCGCAUGAGCUGUCCUUGCUGAAGGAACGCAAUCCACCCCUGGCAGAAGCUCUGCUCAGUGGAGACCUUGAGAAAUUUUCUAGAGUCCUGGUGGAGCAGCAGCAGGACCGAGCCCGGAGAGAGCAAGAAAGGAUUCGUCUGUUUUCUGCUGAUCCCUUUGACCUUGAAGCUCAGGCAAAGAUAGAAGAAGAUAUAAGGCAACAGAACAUUGAGGAAAACAUGACAAUAGCUAUGGAAGAGGCUCCGGAAAGUUUUGGCCAAGUAGUGAUGCUUUAUAUUAACUGCAAAGUGAAUGGACAUCCUGUGAAAGCCUUUGUUGACUCAGGUGCCCAGAUGACUAUUAUGAGCCAAGCUUGUGCAGAAAGGUGUAAUAUAAUGAGACUGGUGGACCGUCGGUGGGCAGGGAUUGCCAAAGGAGUGGGCACCCAGAAGAUUAUUGGAAGGGUACAUCUAGCUCAGGUUCAGAUUGAAGGAGAUUUUUUGCCAUGUUCCUUCUCUAUACUUGAGGAACAGCCCAUGGACAUGCUUCUGGGACUGGACAUGCUUAAACGGCACCAGUGUUCCAUUGACCUGAAGAAAAAUGUACUCGUGAUCGGCACCACAGGCUCCCAGACCACCUUUCUUCCUGAAGGAGAGCUACCAGAGUGCGCCCGGUUGGCAUAUGGGGCUGGAAGAGAGGAUGUACGGCCAGAGGAGAUUGCAGACCAAGAAUUAGCAGAAGCCCUUCAAAAAUCAGCAGAGGAUGCAGAGCGUCAGAAGCCAUGAUGCAUGUAGUGUGUGUGUACUGCAGCUGGAGUGGGCCCCAGACCAGAGAAAAGCGGUAAAGAAUCUACCUCACUGGGAAUGUCAUCAUUACCAACUUCAGAUGGGUUUAACCAUCCAGCCCAUUCUUCAGGACAGAGUCCUGAUGUUGGUAAUCCUAUGAGUCUUGCUCGCUCUGUCUCUGCUUCAGUCUGCCCUAUCAAGCCCAGUGACUCAGAUCGCAUUGAACCUAAAGCUGUGAAGGCUUUGAAGGCUUCAGCUGAAUUCCAGAUAAACUCUGAAAAGAAAGAACAUCUCUCUUUACAAGAUCUUUCUGAUCAUGCUUCCUCAGCAGAACAUGCUCCAAUAGACCAGAGUCCAGCUAUGCCUAUGCAGGAUUCAUCCGAAGAAACAACUGUUGCAGGUAAUCUGGAGAAAUCUGCUGAAAGAAGCACCCAGGGCCUCAAAUUUCAUCUCCUUACAAGACAGGAAGCUAGUUUAUCUGUCACAUCUACUAGGAUGCAUGAACCACAGAUGUUUAUAGGUGAAAAGGAUUGGCAUCCAGAAAAUCAGAACCUGAGUCAAGUGAGUGACCCUCAGCAGCACGAAGAACCAGGGAAUGAACAGUAUGAGGUUGCACAACAAAAAGCUUCACAUGACCAAGAAUAUCUUUGUAACAUAGGGGACCUUGAGCUUUGUGAAGAAAGGCAACAGAAUCAACACAAAAUUGUUGAUUUGGAAGCUACGAUGAAAGGAAAUGGGCUCCCACAGAAUGUGGAUCUUCCAAGUACGAAGAAAAGUAUUCCACCUUCAGGAUGCAGUGGCUGCUCAAAUUCAGAAACACUUAUGGAAAUAGAUAUAGCUGAACAGUCCCUAGUUACUGUGCUUAAUUCAACAGGCAGGCAGAAUGCCAAUGUCAAGAACAUUGGUGCAUUGGAUCUCACUUUAGAUAAUCCCUUGAUGGAAGUAGAAACAUCAAAAUGUAACCCUUCUUCUGAAAUUUUGAAUGAUUCCAUUUCCACUCAGGAUUUACAGCCCCCAGAAACUAAUGUUGAAAUAUCUGGAACAAAUAAAGAAUAUGGCCAUUACUCCUCUCCAAGUCUCUGUGGCAAUUGUCAGCCCUCUGUGGAGUCAGCAGAAGAAUCUUGCCCAUCUAUAACGGCAGCCUUGAAAGAACUUCAUGAACUUUUGGUUGUUAGCAGUAAACCAGCUUCAGAAAAUACAUCUGAAGAAGUAAUCUGUCAAUCAGAAACCAUAGCUGAGGGCCAAACCAGUAUUAAAGACCUUUCUGAAAGAUGGACCCAAAAUGAGCAUCUUACCCAGAAUGAACAGUGUCCACAAGUCUCCUUUCAUCAGGCCAUAUCUGUAUCAGUGGAGACAGAAAAAUUAACAGGUACUUCAUCUGACACUGGAAUAGAAGCUGUAGAAAAUGUAAACUUCAGGAGUCUAGGUGAUGGCCUGUCAACCGAUAAGGAAGGUGUCCCCAAAUCUAGGGAAUCCAUAAACAGGAACAGUUCUGUCACUGUAACCUCAGCUAAAACAUCUAAUCAGUUACACUGCACCUUAGGUGUAGAAAUUUCACCCAAACUUUUAGCAGGUGAGGAGGAUGCACUCAAUCAGACUUCUGAGCAAACUAAGUCUUUGUCAUCCAAUUUCAUAUUGGUUAAAGACUUAGGUCAGGGCAUACAGAAUUCAGUAACAGACAGGCCUGGAACCAGAGAAAAUGUCUGUCCUGAAGCUUCGAGGCCGUUACUUGAAUAUGAACCACCUACCAGCCAUCCAUCAUCAAGUCCUGCCAUUCUUCCACCAUUGAUUUUUCCUGCCGCAGAUAUUGACCGGAUUAUCCGUGCUGGCUUUACUUUGCAGGAAGCUCUUGGAGCUUUGCAUCGAGUUGGUGGGAAUGCAGACCUUGCACUUCUUGUUUUGCUCGCAAAAAACAUCAUAGUUCCUACAUGACUAUGGGAAAGUGGGCUAGACCGUUCUCCAUUCCCUUUAAACAAAAGAAAGCUCUGUCUCUAUACAUGCACACAUACACACUCACCACAUAUACAGUAUAUAUAGAAACCUGUAAGCAGAAUGUUGAGCCAGAUUUUUUUUAAAGAUUUUUUUCGGCCAAAGUAAUUUAUGAUCUCUUGUCUCAUGAAUUUGUCUAUCCUACUUGUUAAAAUUUAGGCCUUUUUUAAUGUAUUGGCAGUAUGUGCAUACAAAAGCUUUUUAUUCUCAUUAAGAUGUAUCCUGGAAUAAAAUGGAUGGUUUUGUGUAUAGCA